Messenger RNA from Nymphaea colorata (pocket water lily), 1268 nucleotides. RefSeq names its product patatin-like protein 2. The record is from RefSeq and is a predicted model, not a curated record. Gene Ontology annotation, biological process: lipid metabolic process. Lineage: Eukaryota; Viridiplantae; Streptophyta; Magnoliopsida; Nymphaeales; Nymphaeaceae. Gene Ontology annotation, molecular function: glycerophospholipase activity; monoacylglycerol lipase activity. Bases 36 to 1220 code for a protein of 394 amino acids. The transcript is spliced from 5 exons.
GCAGCCAGGGGAAUGUGGUGAAUCCACCACCAUGUAUGGGGAAGGUGGUAACGGUGCUGAGCAUUGACGGCGGAGGGGUUAGGGGCAUCAUCCCGGCCACCAUACUCGCCUUCCUGGAGUCCAAACUUCAGGAACUGGACGGUCCUGAUGCGAGGAUUGCCGAUUACUUCGACGUGAUCGCGGGAACGAGCACCGGUGGACUGGUGGCUGCCAUGCUUGCCGCCCCCAACGAGCAGAACCGCCCGCUUUUCGCGGCCAAGGAUAUCACCGAAUUCUACUGCAAGAACUGCCCCAAGAUUUUUCCUCAAAACAGUUUUAAUAUGUGCAGCGGAAUUCUGGGACCGACUGGUAGAUACCUGAAGGUGCUCACCGGCCCCAAAUAUGACGGCAAGUAUCUUCAUUCCCUUGUCCAAGGAAUUCUCAAGGACACCAAGCUGCACGAGACGCUGACCAACGUCGUCAUCCCCACUUUUGAUAUCAAGCUUCUCCAACCAGUCAUCUUCUCUUCGUUUAUGGCAAAGACAGACAGUGGGAUGGAUGCUCUCCUUUCGGACGUCUGCAUCGGCACGUCGGCAGCACCAACUUACUUGCCGGCCCACUGCUUCGAGACAAGAGACUCCCAAGGCGAACCUCACCAGUUCAAUCUCAUUGACGGCGGCGUUGCCGCAAAUAAUCCCACACUAACAGCCAUGACUCUGGUGACGAAGGAGAUCUUCAUGGAAAACCCGGACUUCUUUCCUAUCAAGCCCGUGGACUAUGGCAAGUUCCUUGUUCUCUCCCUUGGAACUGGAUCGGCAAAACUUGAGAAGAAAUACACUGCAGCUGAAGCAGCAAACUGGGGUGUCAUAAGUUGGCUCUACCAUGAAGGUGGCUCGCCUCUCAUUAGCGCAUUUACACAGUCAAGUGCAGACAUGGUCGACAUCCAUGCCUCCGUCCUCUUCCAAGCGCUCCACUGUGAAAAGAACUACCUCCGCAUACAGGAUGAUACAUUGACAAAAGAUGCGGCUUCAGUGGAUAUAUCAACACCAGAGAACUUGCAGGAUCUGGUGCAGAUUGGGAAAGCUCUUCUUAAGAAGAACGUCUCCAGAGUGAAUCUGCAGACAGGAGAGUAUGAGGAGGUGCCUGGGGAAGGCACAAAUGAAGAAGAACUCAUCACCUUUGCCGAGAAGAUCUCUCGUGAACGCAAGGCCAGGGAACCCAAAAUGGUCAUACUCGCCUGACCUCAUGUGAGUGUGUGCAUGCAUGCACAUGUACGCUUCCUUAUGGAC